CGCGGCCUGAGUCCGAGUUGUCUACUAGACCUUCCCGUCUCCUCGCGAGUUCGGAGCCUGAUCUCCAUCCGGCGAGCAGCGGCGCCAGUUCCCUGCUUCGAUUGAAUCCUCGCCGGUGAGAGGGUAGGAGGAGGGGUGCCAUGUCGGGGAUCCUUGCGUGGGCGGUCGACGUGGUAGGAGGGGCUGGCGCCGCCAACGACGACGAAGCCGACGACGCUCGUGCCGCGGCAUCCGCGGCCAUGACCCCGGAGCAGCGGCUCCGUGCCGCUGAGCUUGAUGCGAGGGCGGCGUCGCUGCGGCGCUCGAUCCACGACCUCCGCCUCCGGGUGCCCCCGCCCCACGUGGCGCAGCGGCUGCCGCAUCUCCAUGCUCACUCCCUCGCCUCGUCGGCCGCCCUCGCGCUCCAGCUCAACGCCCACUCCUCCACCAAGGAACAGGCGGUGCAGAGAGAGAUAACUCUUCAAGAAGAAAAUGCAGCCUAUGAGAAAGCUAUAUCAAAUUGUCGACAGAAAAUUCAGGAAAAACAGAUGGAGAUCACUCUGCUUCAGAGUAAUCUGAAGGAAAUGGAAAUUUCGGAGCACGAUUUGAAGGCACAGCUUGACAAUGCUCUGAAUGAGCAAUAUGCUUCUCAAAAUAAAGCAUCAACAGCUGCUUCUGAGAAUACUGGAAAUGCUUUGAUGGAAGCUGAAUCGUUGAUUAAUAUCAAGUCUAAAGAUCUGAAAGAGAAGAACGAAGAGCUGAAAUUGUUGGAAAGAAAUCUGCAAGCACUGGAGAUGGAGUGGUCCUUGGUUGAAAGAGAAUCAUUCAAGAAUCCGACUCCUGCCCAGAGGGAAAAGGUCCUGGAGAAACAACUACAUAGCCUCGUUGAGCAGCUGACAACUAAGCAAGCUCAAGCAGAAAGUCUAAUCACCGAUGUUCAUGCCAAAGAAAAGGAAUUGGAAAGGUUGAAUAAUGUACAUAGAAAUUUUCAAAGUAGUACAAAUGAAGUUAGUGUGGCACGGAAUCCGUUCAGGGCUGGCCUUUUUAGUGUGCAUGAAGAUUCUGAUGCCAAAGCUGUUCGGCGACCCUAUCAAUCCGGUCUUAGAACAGAAGGGCUGAAAAGGUUAAUGAUUGUUAGGUCUGCUUUUGUUCUCUAUAUUUUGGUACUUCAUAUUGUGGUUUUUAUAAAGAUCUCAGUUUCAAAGCAGUAAGAAAAUGUUUCUCCCCAUAUAAAGAGGGAACUCUGUUUCUGGUACCAAACAUAUAACUAUUUCCUAUGUAUCAAGCUCUAAACUUUUUAUUUCCACAUAAAGAGGGAAGGUUGUUUCUACCAUCAAACGUACAAAUAUUUAGUAAGUUCUGUACACUAUAAAUGUAUGUUGCCUUUUAUUGUAAUAAUCCUUAUUGUAAUAAUCCUUAUUGUGCUU
This is a messenger RNA of Oryza brachyantha (malo sina), 1406 nucleotides long. Its product is annotated as golgin-84. The transcript has 7 exons. NCBI's taxonomy places the organism in Eukaryota, Viridiplantae, Streptophyta, Magnoliopsida, Poales, Poaceae. Bases 141 to 1190 code for a protein of 349 amino acids. The record is from RefSeq and is a predicted model, not a curated record.